Cuscuta epithymum is the source of this 4244-nucleotide messenger RNA. Lineage: Eukaryota; Viridiplantae; Streptophyta; Magnoliopsida; Solanales; Convolvulaceae. The record is from the annotation of a GenBank genome assembly.
CGAGGACAGAAAGAGAGCAGCAGAUAAGAGCAACAAGUCACAAAACAUGAGCUGAAAUGCUCAUCUCGUUUUUCCAGCAGGCAGCAGCGGAAAAGUUCAGUUUCCCGGAGAUUAAACCGUUGGAUCGUCGUGAUUUUUGGACAGCAGCUUCACAGCAUCUGGGCCAACAUUCUGCACGGUGGAGAUCGGGUUUUGAGGUCCGGAGGUCGGGUUUUGUUGGCCUGGACAGUAGCUAUUUUUCUGGUGAUACUUUUCUUAUCUUGGCUCUAUUUGAUUCCAUACACCUUGAUGUGCUUACUUCCAAAGCAGAGCCGGCUUUGGGGGCAGUUCACCCAGGCAACUGCAUAGGGCCUCCCAAGCCAAAGGGGCCUCAAAAUAGUCCCUGUUGGUAAAUCCAAAGCAAUGAUUACACGAAUCAAAAGCAAGCAAGCAGGAACAGGCUUCUCAUCGGAACGGAGCAGCUCAUUGAACAGAACCACACCAAUUCAUUCCCAGUAUAUACAGUAUCCGUUUGAAAGAUCGAAGGAUGUAGUCUAUCUUCUAUCAUUUUCACUGUUUAUGCAGAUAAGGCAUAAUGUAUAAACAAAAUAGAAGUUGGAUGUAUGAUAAAGAUGCGGUAUUGUACGGAAUGCAAUCAAAUUUUCUCGAGGGAGUCGGAGAAUUUAUUGAAUUUGCACUUGAACAUCCGGCUUAUAUGAGUGGUGAUAAAAUAAGAUGUCCAUGUUCAAAGUGUAAAAAUCUCAAAUUUAAAGACCCACACGAAGUUGGGUAUGAUUUGUACGCGGUCGGUUUUGUUCCCAAUUAUUAUAAUUGGACUUCUCACGGCGAACCUUUGGAUCCAUCUGUUAUACCACAAACGGUAGGUUCGUCUCGUUACGUCCCUCCAGAGAUGAGUGCGUGGGGAGACCGUGCUGAAAUGAGGUGGGACCAACAAAUGGUAUAUGACGCAUACGGUGUACCGUCUCAAUUCAACCCCCCACAACCACCUAACGACCCCCCUGAAGCCUCAACCUCGUAUCAACCAGAUGCGGAUGAAAAUCCGACAUUUUAUCAACCUUAUGUGGAUGAAGGUUUGGCUGAGAGAUUUCAGGAUGUUCUAAAAGCUGUCGACCAACCUCUGUAUGCUGAUUGUGAGGGAUACUCUCAGCUAUCCGCUGUUACUGAGUUCAUGAACAUAAAAGCCGAAUACAGUCUCCCUGAAACUUGCAUGAAUAGAGUCUUGCAGUCAGUAGGAGGGAUGCUACCGCGAGAUCAUACCCUUCCCGAUUCAUAUUACCACAUGAAGCAGUUAAUGUCUAAGUUGGGGCUACCUUGUGUUGAAAUUGAUGCGUGCCCGGAAGGAUGUAUGUUGUUCUGGAAGGAGGAUGAGGCACUUGAGUUCUGCAAGUUCUGUGGUGGAGACAAAUACAAACCUGUUCGUCAAGGUAAAAAGAAACCACGACAUAGGUCUGCACUGUCUAAACUGUAUUACCUCCCAAUAGCUCCUCGACUGCAAAGGAUGUACGCUUCGACUGCUACUGCGAAACACAUGACAUGGCAUGUUGAGCACGAAACCAACGAGGGUAUGAUGGCUCACCCUUCGGACUGUGAAGCCUGGAGACACUUUGACCGCUGUCAUCCUCAGUUUGCUAUGGAGCCACGAAAUGUGCGGCUGGGAUUGUGCUCAGAUGGAUUUGCUCCUUUUGGCAGGUUUGGCAAGAACUAUUCAUGUUGGCCGGUCAUGUUAACACCUUUUAAUCUCCCUCCCGACAUGUGCAUGAAAAGUCAUUUCAUCUUUUUGUCUUUAAUUUGUCCGGGUUCCAAGGAUCCUGGGCGAAAGAUAGACAUUUAUCUUCAACCCCUUAUUGAGGAGAUGAAAGAAUUGUGGGCCGUUGGGAUACCAACUUAUGAUGUUUCAUCAGAUAAAAUGCUUAUCAUGAAAGCUGCCAUCAUUUGGACCAUUAGCGACUUCCCUGCCUAUGGCAUGCUUUCGGGAUGGAGCACACACGGUCUGAUGGGAUGUCCGAUAUGCAUGGAGAAAUCAGGUGCCAACUGGCUCAGUUACAGCAAAAAAGGAAGUUACUUUGAUUGUCACCGCAAGUUUCUCCCGGAAAGGCACCGAUAUCGAAAGGACAAGAAGUCUUUCAUUAGAGGCAGAGCGGUACGAGAGAGCCCACCCCCGAGAUUGACCGGUGAAGAAAUUUAUAACCGGGUUCGACGUUUUCCUACGGCUAUGGAAGAGCCAAACCAAGAGCCAUAUGGGUAUUGUGAUACCCAUAAGUGGACAAAGAGGAGCAUAUUCUGGGAGUUGCCUUAUUGGAAAGACCUUCUCAUCCGUCACAAUUUAGAUGUCAUGCACACCGAGAAGAACGUCUUUGACAAUAUAUUUAACACGGUGAUGGAUUUGAAAGGCAAAACUAAAGACGGUCUUGCAACUAGGAAAAAUAUGACUAUUUGGUGUGAUAGACCCGAACUUUCUGUUGAUCUAGAAUAUCAGGGCAAGGAAGUUCCAAAAGCAGUCUACCAGGUCACAGAACCACAAAAGGCAGCAAUAUUAAAAUGGCUUGCGUCUCAGAAGUUUCCAGAUGGCUACUGCUCCAACUUGUCUAGAUGCGUAGACAUGAACAAACUUACCACGACGACGAGCAUGAAAACUCACGAUGCUCAUGUAAUAAUGCAAAGACUUCUACCAAUUGCACUAAAAGAGAUGCUCCCUGAACACGUAUGGUCCUGCAUUACUGAAAUCAGUUUGUUGUUUCAAUCGAUAUGUUCCAGCGUUUUGGAUGCGGCAUCCCUCCGGAGACUACAAGAGUCUGUUCCCAUUCUGAUGUGUAAUCUGGAAAAAAUAAUGCCACCAUCGUUUUUUGAUACAAUGGAACAUCUCAUAAUACAUCUUCCGUAUGAGGCUUUGACUGCUGGGCCCGUCUUCUAUCGGUGGAUGUACAGAUUUGAAAGAUUUCUAGGAGAGCUGAAAAAGAAAGUGACCAACAAGGCACACGUUGAGGCUUCAAUUUGUCAAGCGUAUCUUCAACAAGAAAUCUCAACGUUCUCGUCUUUUUACUUCGAGCGUGACGUCAUCACCAGAAGGAAGAGACCUGCCCGGAACGAUGACAUUGGCGAGGAUUUAUAUGAAAAUGUAGUUUCCAUCUUCAAUUACCCAGGCAGAGGUAAAGGUGCUGCGACACAACGAUACAUCCUGGGUGGGGAAUUGCAAAUUGCGCAUACUUAUAUCCUCAUGAAUUGUCCAGAAAUCUCACCGUUUUAUCAUGAAUUCCGAGCUUCUUUAUCAGCCUUUCCUGAGAAUGAAAUUGAUGCGUUGGUGGACUCUGAUUUUAUAAAUUGGUACAAGUAUCAGAUCAAUAGUCGUGGGAUUGUCGACCCUUUGUUAGUAUCAUUAGCGUGGGGCCCAAGUGCCAGUGCCAAAGUGUGGCGGCAAUAUGUGAUAAACGGUUACACAUAUCACACAACCGAUUACGGACAUGGUCGACCAACAACGAACAACGGGUUAUGUGUCCCGACCAUCGGUUAUGAUAACUCGGAAACCAAUUUUUUUGGUGUUCUGCAGGAGAUUCUGGAACUUGAUAUGCCUUCUGGUGCGCAAAAGAUGACAUGCGUUCUGUUCCGCUGCACAUGGGUCGAUCCCACACGUGGCGUGCGCAAAAAUCCGAAGUAUAAUAUGAUUGACGUCAACCACUCUCGUGUGUACCCAAAAAAUGAGCCUUUCAUACUCGCCCAACAAGCAGCGCAGAUUUAUUAUGCAGAAUAUCCUUCAACAAGGCGGAGCCUGAAUCCUUGGGUGUGUGCAUGUCCUGUCCGUCCGAACAAAAUUAAAUCACAAACUCAACACAAGGACGUUGAUCUAGAUGCUUUUCAGCAACAAUUGUUCCAACCUCCGCCUAUUGUUGAGACAAUCAACUAUAACGUCCAAUUAAGUGAUCCCAAUGGCGGACGUGUUGAAGUCAUGCCCGAAACGCACCUUCCGGACCUAACCAUUCCAUCUGAGCGCGAAAUUGAGGAAAUGUAUGUAGCACAACAAAACGCUCAAUAUCAGGAAGAAGGUGAAUGGAUAGACGGUUCAGAUACUGAAGAAGAAACUGUAUAUGUAGAAAAUGACGAUUCUGACAGCGAGUAAUUGUGCUGUUGUAACUUCAAUUUUGUGAUAUAAUUUCUCCAAGCAGAUGUGAUAAUUUCCUUCAUCAAUAUUGUUUGUAAAAUAAUUACUCCUCAAUCUGUUCUAUACCACAUAAAUUCAAAGCAGUUUAUUU